AUGCUGGAAGCCUUUGAGAUCCUGACUACGUCGGGAGUGGUUCUAUGGUCCAAGUCCUACGCGCCAGUCGGCUCCCAUGUCAUCAACAGUCUGAUCAACGACGUCUUCAUCGAGGAAAAAGCCCAGCUCCAAAACACCGCGAACAGCGCAUCCCCGAUCUUCAAGAAGGAGAAGUACACUUUGAAAUGGAGGAGAUCAAAGGAUUUUAACCUGAUAUUUGCCGUUUAUCAGUCGCUUCUCCAUCUUGGUUGGAUUGACAAGCUUUUGGACAACAUCUCCACUAUUUUUAUCGAUAUCUACAAGGACCAACUGAAGAGCGAACGGGUCAGGAUAGUCGAGUAUCCGUUUGACAAGUAUUUUGACCAGCAAGUGCGCGAGCUUGAGGAUAACGCCACUGCUGGCUUCGCUUCUGAGGCACCCGGGACUGAUGCGGAAGCAAGAAAAGACCCGCUCGUCUCUGCUGAUAAUGGAGGCCCUCCACCGCCGCCCGUACCUGGGCUCUUGAAAGCGCAGCCUCGAGCUGCGCACAGUGCGGCAACCUCUGAUGAAGGUUCGCCGCCACAAACCCCAGAUAUAUCCAGAAUACCCUCUCCCUCCCCGAACCAUAUACUCACCGCCAAAGCCGGUCCGGGUGGUCGUGUUUCUCGCCGCGCACGGAAAGCUGCGAAUGCGAGCGCUACUGCCUCUUCUGGUGAUGAGAAGGGACGGAAAGGAAAGACACCUAAGGGUGGGAAGAAGCUACGUGUAUGGGACGCCGAUGGCCUUGCGGAUGAGGAUGAUGGAACUGUCCUCGACUACUCUGCACCUGCUGAGGCCGAGGACGCAUCCGCACCGGCAGUGGAAGCCGUGUCGCAGGACUCUUGGGGUCACCGAACUGGCAAAGGUCAAUUCGUUUUGAAGGACCUGGGAGACGAAGUCCACUCGAUUCUCGAGAAUGCAGACAACGAGAAGACCAAGUCCUCCGCACCGUCUGGUCUUGUAGGGACCGGAUUCAGCGCCAUCGGUGGCUUGCUGCGAAAUAUUGUCGGCGGUAAAGUUCUGACAGACGCUGAUUUGGAGAAGCCCUUGAAGACAAUGGAAGACCAUCUGCUAAAGAAGAACGUCGCGCGUGAGGCGGCAGUCCGCUUGUGUGAUGGUGUCAAACAGGAGCUGAUUGGAAAAAAGACGGGUAAUUUCCAGAGCGUCGAUGCGGCGUUGAAGUCGGCGAUGGAGUCUUCCCUUCGCAAGAUACUUACUCCAACUUCAUCACUUGACCUGCUCCACGAGAUCAACACCGUUACAAACCAGAAGAACAGGCAAGCUACGGCGCGACCCUACGUGAUCUCUAUUGUGGGUGUUAACGGCGUCGGCAAAUCAACGAACCUUGGCAAGAUUUGUUACUUCUUGUUACAGAACAACUACCGCGUUCUGAUUGCUGCGUGCGAUACUUUCAGAUCUGGAGCCGUUGAGCAGCUUCGUGUCCAUGCUCGAAACCUGAAGGAGCUCAGCGCUCGUGAAAAUGUCGGCGAGGUCGAGCUGUACGAGAAAGGUUACGGCAAAGACGCUGCAAAUGUCGCUAAAGAUGCGGUCGAAUACGGUGAAGCCAACCAGUUCGACGUUGUUUUGAUCGAUACUGCUGGCCGUCGCCACAAUGACCAGCGUCUCAUGUCUUCGUUGGAAAAGUUCGCCAAGUUUGCGCAACCGAACAAGAUCUUCAUGGUGGGAGAAGCCCUUGUUGGUACCGACAGCGUGAUGCAGGCACGUAAUUUCAACCAAGCCUUUGGCACAGGAAGAAGCCUCGACGGCUUUAUCAUCAGCAAGUGUGAUACAGUCGGCGACAUGGUUGGGACCCUUGUCAGCAUGGUGCAUGCGACAGGCAUUCCGAUUGUCUUCCUUGGUGUUGGCCAGCAUUACGGUGAUUUGAGAGGGCUCAGUGUUCCUUGGGCCGUUAAUCUGCUGAUGAAAUGA
Messenger RNA from Aspergillus puulaauensis, 1947 nucleotides. RefSeq names its product signal recognition particle receptor subunit alpha. Gene Ontology annotation, biological process: SRP-dependent cotranslational protein targeting to membrane. Gene Ontology annotation, cellular component: signal recognition particle receptor complex; endoplasmic reticulum membrane. Gene Ontology annotation, molecular function: GTPase activity; signal recognition particle binding; GTP binding. Lineage: Eukaryota; Fungi; Ascomycota; Eurotiomycetes; Eurotiales; Aspergillaceae. The transcript has 3 exons. The coding region runs from base 1 to 1947 and encodes 648 amino acids. The record is from RefSeq and is a predicted model, not a curated record.